GCUCCUCCCCCCUCCCCUCCCCUGGAUCUCCUCCUCCCGCCCCGCCCCCACCUCCCCGCCCACGGGAGCCCCGCCGCCCCUCGCCGCUCGCCCGUGGGCCCCGCCGCCUCCCGCUCCGCCGCGCCACCCAGCUCCGAGGCUUCCAGGAAGGAGAGGGGAGGAGAAGCUCGAAUCUUUGAUGCCCGGCACCCGAUGGCGACGCCGACCGUAGAGAAGCCCGACGGGGUGGAGAUCCGCGAGGUGUGGGCGGAGAACCUCGAGGCCGAGUUCGCCGUGAUCCGGGAGAUCGUCGACGACUACCCCUACGUCGCCAUGGACACCGAAUUCCCCGGCGUCGUCUGCCGCCCGCUCGGCACCUUCAAGUCCAACGCCGACUUCAACUACGCCACGCUCAAGGCCAACGUCGACAUGCUCAAGCUCAUCCAGCUCGGCCUCACCUUCUCCGACGAGCGCGGCGGCCUCCCCGCCCUCGGCCCGGACGGCCGCCCCUGCGUCUGGCAGUUCAACUUCCGGGGCUUCGACCCGCGCACCGACGUCGCCGCCGCGGACUCCAUCGACCUGCUGCGCCGCAGCGGGAUCGACUUCGCCCGCCACGCCGCCGAGGGGGCCGACUCGCGCCGCUUCGCCGAGCUGCUCAUGUCCUCCGGCGUCGUCCUCAACGCCGAGAUCCACUGGGUCACCUUCCACAGCGGCUACGACUUCGGCUACUUGCUCAAGCUGCUCACCGGCUCCAACCUGCCGGACACCAGCUCCGGAUUCUUCGACCUCAUCAGGAUUUACUUCCCCGUGAUCUACGACAUCAAACACCUGAUGAGAUUCUGCAAUAGCCUCCACGGCGGGCUGAACAAGCUCGCUGAGCUGCUCGACGUCGAGCGGGUCGGGAUCUGCCAUCAGGCGGGCUCCGAUUCUCUGCUCACCGCGCUCUCCUUCAACAAGCUCAAGGAGUCAUACUUCGGCGGAUUAACUGAGAAAUAUGCUGGUGUGUUGUAUGGUCUAGGCACAGAGGGCGGGGAAACCACCUCUGUUCACUGAGUAAUGGAUAGUUAAAUAAAUGAUGAACUAUUUAUGAGAGAAA
This is a messenger RNA of Triticum urartu, 1075 nucleotides long. Its product is annotated as putative CCR4-associated factor 1 homolog 7. Gene Ontology annotation, cellular component: CCR4-NOT complex. Lineage: Eukaryota; Viridiplantae; Streptophyta; Magnoliopsida; Poales; Poaceae. Gene Ontology annotation, molecular function: nucleic acid binding; poly(A)-specific ribonuclease activity. The record is from RefSeq and is a predicted model, not a curated record.